AUGAUUAAAGUGACCAUCUACUUCAUAUUUUACAACACCCUAAUGAGAAACCUUGCAAUAUUGAGAAGCCUAAGAGACAAGAUUCUUAAAAAAACAAGUGGUAGAAGGCCAAUGGCUCGGGUAGAUAUUGUUCAGGACACGCCUCAAUCUUCUGAGACUACUACAAGCAAUACCAAAGGAUCUCAGUGGAAAUGGCCUUUUCUAUUGAAUAGAGACUUGAUGCCACCAUAUCCAACAGAUGUUCAAAGGAUUGUAAUCCCACAUAUAUUGGCAAAGGAGAGCAUCGGUGUUGUUUCCAAAACUGGUAGUGGAAAGACCCUCUCUUAUGUACUGCCUUAUAUACAUAUUCUAGAAAGUGAAGACAAAAGAUUGCUGGUUAUUGUCCCUACAAGAGAACUAGUUUCACAGGUGGGGCAAAUAUUUAGAAAAUUCUCUGAAGACAGUCUCAAGGUUGUAGAGAUAACAGGAGAAAUGGGUAUAGAUUCACAGCGGCUUCAGGUUUCCGAGCCGUUUGAUGUGAUUGUUUCCACGCCUGGAAGAUUGAAGGAGCUUGUGAAAUUAAAGAGUAUUGGAGGAUUUGAAUAUGUCGUUAUUGAUGAGGCUGAUAGAUUGAUGCAGCAUGACUUUAGGAACGAUGUAACAUUCAUAUUAGAAGAAGCAGGGGCAAAAGUCAUUAGCCUUUUUUCUGCAACGCCUUUUGAAUGGAAUGGUGUAACGAAGAUCUCGGUUGGAGAUGUUUCCGUCAGCAGAAGUGUAGAGGAGUUUUUCUUGUACGCUGAGGAGAAUGAGAAGCAGGGGAUUCUUGAAGACAUUUUUGAGUCUUGCGAAGACUGGCUUAUGAAGAACAUGAAUGUAAAAACGAAAUGCCUAGAGAUAAAGAAAAUUGUUGUAUUUUGCAAUACCAUUAAGACAUGCGAAAGCCUCCAUAAAAGAUUUAAGGGAUCUCUGGUGCUUCAUUCGAGAAGGACUAUGGAGGAAAGAAAGGCAGUAGUUGAAGCAUUAGAGGAGGAAAAGGUAGUCUUGAUAGCCACCGACUUAGGAGGAAGAGGAAUAGAUAUAAGGGAUGUCGAUUUGGUGAUAAACUAUGAUCUUCCUAAGACCAUUGAAGUCUAUGUCCAUCGAUGUGGCAGGGCAGGAAGACAAAAGGAGGGGAUGUCUCUAUCGAUGGUAUGCCGAGAGGACAAAGAGCUACUCCCUAAACUCAAAAGACUUAUUGAAAGGAAGGGGGGCGUUGUGCCUGAGUUUAUGGACAUAAAGGAGGAUAUCAUAUUGGACUGA
Messenger RNA from Encephalitozoon romaleae SJ-2008, 1278 nucleotides. RefSeq names its product pre-mRNA splicing ATP-dependent RNA helicase. Lineage: Eukaryota; Fungi; Microsporidia; Unikaryonidae. The record is from RefSeq and is a predicted model, not a curated record. Gene Ontology annotation, molecular function: ATP binding; nucleic acid binding. The transcript has a single exon. The coding region runs from base 1 to 1278 and encodes 425 amino acids.